Aegilops tauschii subsp. strangulata is the source of this 489-nucleotide messenger RNA. The record is from RefSeq and is a predicted model, not a curated record. Lineage: Eukaryota; Viridiplantae; Streptophyta; Magnoliopsida; Poales; Poaceae.
GUUUUCCGCUUCCCAAUGUUCUGCAUUCUUAUCGGUCUUAAAACUCCUAUAGCUUUCUACCCAAAGAGGUCAUACUACGGAGCUCCCGACUACCGAUGCAACCACUGCGGGGCUAGCUUUUGGUGGCGUGAGAGGAAGAAACAGUUAUUGGUGAAGGUUAUUAUUACAAGGCUGGGCUAUGACAAUUGCUGGUGGUUCCUGUCAUGCCGGGAAUGUCAUAAAACAACCUAUGUUUUUGGAAGGCAUUUCCGUUGCUCGGACCCCACUUGCCCUUCCGUUAAUGCAGAUCCCUCAUACUGCGUGUGCACCUUUGGAAGUGAUGGUGGAGCUGAAGCAGAAUUCAUGUGGUUUGAUAAAGCUGCAAGGAGUGUUGUUGGCAAGCCAGUCCUGCCUCUAAUUGAACACAAAUACCCAAAAGUAUGUGCUUGUUGUUUCUAUCUCCACCAAGAGCUUCCAGCCUACAAGCACUCAGCUGUCCUUCCAAGUUAG